AUGGAAAACUAUAACUUUGAUUGUCCUUCCAGAUACUGCCACACCAAGAAAGUCAUCCACAGAGACAUCAAGCCGGAAAACUUGCUGUUGAGUCUCCGAGGUGACCUCAAAAUUGCUGACUUUGGUUGGUCAGUUCAUGCGCCAUCUUCAAGACGCACUACACUCUGCGGCACCCUGGAUUACCUCCCACCAGAGAUGGUCGAAGGAAAGGCCCACGACGAGAAAGUGGACUUGUGGUCUUUGGGCGUUCUCUGUUACGAGUUCCUGUGUGGCAAACCUCCUUUUGAGGCAGAGACCAAUUCCGGGACUUACAAACGCAUCACCAGUGUGGAUCUGCGGUUCCCUUCCCAUGUCUCAGAUGGAGCUAAGGACCUCAUUGUUAAGCUACUCCGUCACAACCCUCGUUCUCGCUUGAACCUCGAGGGGGUGCUGGCGCAUCCCUGGAUCCAAGAGUGUACCAAAGACCUGCCUACUCCCUCAGGUCACUGAGUGGUGAUCACAGGGGGGGUCUUGCAAAUAUUGUGAUAUUGUCCUCGAACAAGUUUAUUUGAAUUUUGUACAAAGUUAGGUGCUUUGAUCAGGAUCUUUUGUAACAAAGAUAUUUUGUAUUCCCUUUUAAUCAGUAACAAGUAGAUUGACCUUGUUGCUGAAAACUAUAGGUCAUUCCAUUUAGUGUACUACAAAGGGUAUUUGUAAUAUUUGAUUAAUAUUUCUCCAUUGUAUUUAUUUAUGUGAUUAUACAUAGUGGGAUUAAAAAAUGACAUCACUUUUGUUUAUAUUGCAAACAUAAUGGUAAAGGAAUGUAUUAGAUUUUAUUACCAAGUGCAGAAACACCACUCCCUGGUAGCUUUUGUAAACAUAAGCACAAAUAGAUCAUAUUGACAAUAGUAUAACUUGGAGGGAGUGAUUAUUAAAGUUUUUUGUCAAAUGUAUCCAACUAGAUUUUUACAUCGCGGGGACUUUUGGGGUUUAUGGUCAGGUUUCCAGCAUCUCUUUUAUAGCAAUAUGGAUUUACCUGGGUGACCUCUGACUAUCCAAGCUUUAGACUGGCAGAAUGCUUGUGGGAUUUUGUAUUGUAUGCUUGUGCAAUCUCUUCUCUUUUUCUCAUCUUGUCCUCUAGCUCCUAGUAAUGUUUUAUUCAGUUUUCUUCUUGUUACUCUUUCAAGACCAUUCAACCUUGAUAAACGCUGUCCAUCAGAGCUAUUUUCACGUCAGUUUUGUUGGUAUCGAUAAACUUCUGUAAAUAAGAUUCUUUUCCCUUCUUUUUUCAUUUUUGCUGCAUUAAGAGAUAAUACCAUUUAUAGAACAGUGAAUAACAAAGCUUUCAGAAUUGAACACAGCUGCUUUGGCUGGAAGGGUGUGCAUGUAACUGAUUGAUAGUAAAGAAAAUCAUAGCAUUUUCUAUUUCAAGAGUUCUUCCAAUCAUUUUAUAGUUAAACUGUAAAAAUAUGAUAUGGUUUUUCCUCUGCUUCUUAUUCUCCAUGCAUUGCUAGACAUUCUGCUAACAUGUUCUAAACUUUCAACGUGUUAGCUUGUUUUCUAGCUUAUCUUUUAGCUAAUAUGUCAUAAAUUUUCCUCAGUGAAAUAUUUCUGUUCACAUUUUAUGCAGUUUUGUACUUCUGUUUUGUUAUUCCUCUAAGAAUGUUACUAUUUACUCUGUUUUUUUAUUUUUAUUUAUUUAUUUAUUAUUGUUUAUUUUUAUUUUUUUAUUUAUUUAUAUUUUUUUUAUAAUUUAUUUUAUUAUUAUUAUUAUUAUUAUUAUAAUUACAGUUUAGUUUAGUUUAGUUUACUUGGAUAUUGAGAUUGCCACAAUGUGUUUCAUUAGUAUAAGUAUUACUAGUAUGAAAGUUGUGUAUAUAGAUUACUAAAUAAGUUCACUUUAACAGGUUUUGUAAAGCAAGAAAGUUAAACUUGCCUACACGACUUGUGUUUACACUGCAUUUAUUCUGUACUGUAUCUGUACUUGGUUUUAAACAGCUUGGAUUUAAGGAUAAAAAUAUAUGGCACGGAAAAUAAAUGUUAACUGUUAUUA
Penaeus indicus is the source of this 2032-nucleotide messenger RNA. Its product is annotated as aurora kinase-like. The record is from RefSeq and is a predicted model, not a curated record. NCBI's taxonomy places the organism in Eukaryota, Metazoa, Arthropoda, Malacostraca, Decapoda, Penaeidae. The coding region runs from base 1 to 489 and encodes 162 amino acids. Gene Ontology annotation, cellular component: chromosome passenger complex; spindle midzone; kinetochore. The transcript is spliced from 4 exons. Gene Ontology annotation, biological process: mitotic spindle organization; regulation of cytokinesis; protein phosphorylation. Gene Ontology annotation, molecular function: ATP binding; protein kinase activity.